Messenger RNA from Mya arenaria, 3499 nucleotides. RefSeq lists its product as uncharacterized. The record is from RefSeq and is a predicted model, not a curated record. Lineage: Eukaryota; Metazoa; Mollusca; Bivalvia; Myida; Myidae. The transcript has 3 exons. Bases 1149 to 2438 code for a protein of 429 amino acids.
AUAAUCGCAGUCACACAAUAGUUAUAAAUGAUGUAAUCUGCGGCAUUUGGUUUUAUAUGUCUCAUGUUUGACUGUGCUAAGAUUUGUGCUUAAUACUUUAUCCUUUUGCAGUACGCAUCAUUAACAUUUACUUAACAUUUACUUAAUUUAUCUUAUCAGAUAAGCAAUGGCAUAUUUGAAACUGAUUUUAAACCACAUGCAUAAAUCACUAUCGAAUCAUAUUUCAUAAACAAUAAUCGUCUAAAAUACAAUCUGAUCGAUUUACUAGCCGUUUAUUGAACGAAUCGUUUCACGCUUUGUCUGGGUUGUAUGCAAUUAAAAUACCAAAUGAUCGUAUAAAAUCAAGUUCACUGCGGUAUUGAACGGUUAACAAACGUAACUUAAAUCUUAAAAGGUGUGACAAUAUAUGGAACGUAUGGCUGUACAACAUAACUUAAGGUUCCCGAUGUACAUACGUUUGUCAGUUUAUCUAGUCAUUGACAAUACUGUUAAAUUGUUAAAUUGAUGUGUCUGGCAUUCCAUAUCAUUUUUUUGUGUAAUUGGAAAGAGUAAUAUGAAUAAAAUGCUUUACAGAUACUGUUAUGAUUUUGUUAUCUUUUAUCAUUUCAGCUGAAAUCGGACAUGGCUAGGCAUAUUUUGCAUUUUUUUCCAAUCUUCUUAAAUCCAAAAAAGCUCGUUUUAGUUAAAUUUCUCGGUAUGGAUCCUACAUUUCCAUUUUCUCCACAUCAAAAUUUAUAUGGAACACUACAGAAACAAGCUCACUAGAAGAAAGUUUAAUCCUAAAUCCCGUUUAAUGAUACAGAGUAAACGCCAAAGACACAUAAAACAAAAAAAACCAACAAUCACAAACCAGCAACAUGGAACAACAGCUCAAAACACACAACACAGUAUCUUUAUACUACAUAAAAACCUAGGGGUGUUGAUCAAGGAUUGUUAGGUACCGCUUUGGAAGGUCAGAGCUACAAAUCCAGAACUUGCAAGGAGCAAGCCACGUUGGUAACUACCAAAAUCAGUGGCAGAAACCAAUCACCGAAUAUGGGCGGAACGACGCCCAGUGGCAGGCCGAUCUGAAUGCGUCGUCUUUUGUAGGCAGUAUUGAUGUUGAUGCCUCGGACUGGGAGGAAUCGAGGAAGGCAGUGGACGUAGUGAUGGAAUUACUCUUGAAAGAGCUCAAGAGUCUGACUGUAAAACACUAUCGAGGUCUUCGAAUCGACUCCUACGUCAGACAGGGAAGCUCCCGAGAAGGGUUGAAAGUCCUGAAAGCCGAUGAAUUCGACGCUAUGCUUGAAUUUCACUUUGACGGACUUGAAAGUAAAAUCGAUGAAACGUUCCUCAAGAACAGUGAUGGAUAUCGCAUUCCAGGACAUUGCUACUUGGAAAUAAAUGGUGUUGAUUUGAAUGACUUAAGGAAUGAGUAUCAGGGACUACACGCUAAAAGCGUAUUUAUUGAAUCUGCUGGAAAACUGUAUUUGAGUUCGAAAAAUCUUCACACGAAAGUAUUUCAGUCGAUGGUUGACAAGGCAAUAGAAAAAAUUAAUCAACAGAUUUACAACCACGAAAUCACGACGGGACAAAAAUGUAGUUUUGGUUUGAAAAAUGAUAGAACUCUUACACGGAAAAUGAAUCCACCGUCUAUCAACGUAACGAUCACAUUUAAAAGGGAUCUGAUCUACGAGAGAGUCGGAAGAGUAAGAGCUGACAAGGAACUGGAUUUAGACUUUGUUCCUGCCUUUCUUUUGCGUCGUGACAAAACAACUACGUACGAGGGUGUUUUGCUUAAUUGUCCGAUACACGCCAUAUGCAAAUGGGCAGAAGAAAACAGCUUCAAGGCGCUUGACUUUGUAGACCAGAACCUCAUUUGGGAUGUCAAGUCGCUCGGUUACGAAAGGCAUAUUCUGGACGUUGCACGAAGAGACAAGAGAAAGUUGUACAUUCUGACAGCUCUCAGAAUUCUUAAAACUUACUUCGUGAAGACGAAGGAGAUUGCAAGACAAUCGGGAGGUACUCCUCCACAGAUUGUAGCACUGCUGAAGUCUUACCACCUCAAACAGUUGGCCUUUUACCUCAUCAACUUUCUCUGUCACAAGUACCCAAACUUCGAAGUAGAUGGUGUACAGAAAGCAUUGCUCUACUUCUUUUGCAUCAUACGCAUUGCCCUGAAAGAAAAGCAUCUGCCUCACUUAUUUUUCUCGGAAAACAGCGUGAUUGAAACAAUGCUUCCAGGAUACCCGCGGCUGCCUGGUCCUAAGCUCAGGUUUGAUUUGUUUAGAACAGUACGUCGCAAUGAUUCCCUCUCGGGGGCAUUGCUAUCGCUGGACAAUCAUCUCAUACCAAAUUUGGGUUUUUCAACUGGAGGUUGCAGUGGUUUAGUUGAUCACGAGAUGGCACGAGUCGAACAAGACUUUCAACGCACAGUUGCCGGGCAUGAUUAUUUCUAGACGCAAGCGGUCAAAUGCCGAUUGGAAGCGGAACAACCUACGAGUGUGAUGUACAUAUUAUGUUAGUAGUGUGAUAAAUUCGUCAAUUGCCUGAUAAACUUACUGUACGGAUGGUUUAAAUGACGAUACAUUUAAUGUUUUAAGAAUGUAUUGAAUGCACAAACAAAGCACAAUUGACUGUGUAUAAAUAAUUCUUUAUCGUAUGAAUUAUGUUUUCUGCUUAAAAUUUGAAUAGAUCAUUGAAAAGCUCAUUUUUUGAUGAUGCGAGUGUUAUUCUUUGAACUUGGGUAAACUAUUUUGGUAUAAUCUAUUUUUUGGUACUUUUUCUUUCCAUUGUAUUUCAACUCUAUUUACUUAGUUUAGUAAAUUUAUUGUUGUCAUUUUAUUUUCGACUCCAGUAAACUGGCUUUCCCAUUUUGAGUUUAUUUAGUUCUAGUUUAACAAAGUGCUAUCGGAAUUUGUUAUUUGUGAGUGGGGGGAUUUUAUAUGGCUAGCUAUCGAACAAUUUUGUAAAAGAAUUAUGUCAAUUUUCAAUUUUAGUGUGCAUGCCAUAUUUUAAAGAUUUCAGUUUAUAAACAUGACGUUGUGUUUCGUGUUAAAGACAGCAGUUAUGUAAUUUAUAUUGGUCAAAACUUAGAGUCUGUUAAGCUUUGUGUGGCAUUUUCCAGUAUUCAAAAUAUAAAUCUGCGAAUUAUAGAUACGAUACUAAUAUAUGCCAGGGAACCAGAUGACGAUAACUCUUUUUGUCAUGAUUUUGAGGAAAAAAUAAUAGUAUAAACAUGGAAUAAAGUAAUAAUUAUGCUAGAGAAUCACUUAUUUAAGAGCAUUAUUUGUAUUGUUUUCGCAUAUUGUAAAUAAAAGAGUGAUUAACCUUAAACUACUUACUAAAUAAUGCAUUUAUGGAAAACAUUUAUGACUGAUAACAAGAUUGGAACCGUGUAUUGAAUUGCUGAAAACGCAAAAAUAUUAAAUGAUUGGUGAAUGCUAAAAGAUUUACUGUGAUCUACUAUAGUCUCAUAAGGUAGAAAUAACGUGUUUUAUGUACAUUUUUUUCAAAUCAA